AUGACCAUCAACACCUUGGCUAGAGGAGGCUGGCACCGGGAACAAAUGGCUUGCUUUCGAAAGAUGGAGAAAGUGAUUGUGGCCAUGCAAGACCCUGACAUGGGCAUGAAGAUGAGAAACCAGAGGCUCCUCAUAACCGUAAUCCCGCACGCCAUGACAGGCCGUGACAUCAUUGAGUGGCUUAUCCACAAAUACAACAUCUGCGAAGAGGAGUGUCUGCACCUUGGAGGCAUGUUUGUGAGGUUCGGCUAUAUUUACCCACUCAAGGAGCCCCGGUCGCUUGUGCUGCGUCCUGAUGAUUCGCCCUACCGCUUCCAGACACCUUACUUCUGGACGAGUACUCGGUGGCCUGCCUCUGAACUUGAUUAUGCAAUCUACUUGGCCAAAAAGAAUAUCAGAAAACAAGGAGAAUUGAUGGAAUAUGAAAAGGAGCGAUACAGUCAGUUGCACAAGAGGAUUAACCACACCUGGGACUUUGUAGUGAUGCAAGCCAGAGAGCAACUCAGAGCGUCCAAACAGAGGAGGAAAGCUGACCGUAUUGUUCUGGAGUGUCAGGAGCAGGCUUACUGGCUCAUCAACAGACCCCCGCCCGGUGUGCACGAUGUGCUCGACGCGGGUCUGGAAAGUCCAAGUAACUGCAAUUUACGAGUCGCACUGGAUAGUGACUAUUACAAAAGAGAGAUUGAAACUUGUAGAAGGGCUCUAGGAAGAAACCGUGUCAAGUCAUCUAUUUGCUUGGAAGGUUUUUUGAAAUUCAGCGAACAGUACCAGAACCACGAUCCCAUUAUGCAGGGUUGUCUUCCCAGUAAUCCCUGGAUCUCUGAUGACACGGCACUUUGGACUAUGAAUGCAGAUAUAGUCCCCAUCCCGACGCGCCUCCGAGUGGAACGUUGGAGUUUCAGCUUCAUGGCGCUGCUCAUUGACACCAUGGGGAGGCAGGAAUUCAUGACUUACUUGGAGAAGGAAUUUAGUGCGGAGAAUUUGUGUUUCUGGCAGGCAUGUGAGGACAUUAGGCAUGGAGAAAGUUCCAAAAUUGUUGAGAAAGUGGACGAGAUAUACAAAAACUUCUUGGCGCCUGGAGCCGCACGCUGGGUGAACAUUGACAGUAAGACCAUGGCUCAGACCUUACAGGGCAUCCAAAACCCCCAUCGCUUUGUCAUGGAUGAUGCGCAAAUGCACAUCUACUUCCUCAUGAAGAAGGAUUCUUAUCCCAGAUAUCUUAAAUCGGACCUUUAUAAGAACAUGCUGGCCAGGGCUAUUAUUCCACAGGAGACAAAGAAAAGCGUGUUCCCUUUUAUGAGGCGACAACGGCACUCAAGCCCCUCCCCCGCUAAAGUCGCCGCUCAACAAGACGUGGUCACCAAAGGUUCAGGCCAGGGGGGUACCAGCUCUGCGGCCAUCUGA
Molecule: messenger RNA, 1404 nt
Organism: Nerophis lumbriciformis (worm pipefish)
Lineage: Eukaryota; Metazoa; Chordata; Actinopteri; Syngnathiformes; Syngnathidae
Source: RefSeq, a predicted model, not a curated record